CACACACGACACGUCGCUGAAUGAAGAUUCCAGUUUUCUAUAUAUUUUUCCACCAAGAAUCACUGAAAUAUCUGCUUUUGGAACACUGUAAUUCUAGUUAGUGGAUUGCUUCGUAUCCUUUUGUUGCCUUGGAUCUCACCAUGGCUGACGAAAACCUAAUUCUCGAUAUGGAAAAUGUUAGAAAGAAAGCCCAGGAAUCAGCAGCUGACGAUCUGGCUUUUCAUGAUUAUGCUGAUUCUCAGCUGAUUGAUGACAUCAAUGACGGGGACAAUGUCGGCCAAACGAUAAAAUUCACCAAUCAUCCGAGUGAUAAUGACGAAGAUGAGGACGAAACAGAGCUUCUUUCUGGUCAGAAGAAACAGCCAUCGUUCUGGACCUUUGAGUACUACCAGCAGUUCUUUGACGUCGAUACACCACAAGUCUUGUGGCGGUUGGCCGGCUCAUGCAUGCCGAGGCCAUCAACGAACUACUUACAAACCCAGAUCCGACCUAACCCAGACCUGUAUGGACCAUUCUGGGUAUGUGCUACUCUGGUCUUCACCAUCGCCAUCAGCGGAGAUAUGGCUGACUACAUCUCACAUCGGGAUGAAUCGGAGUACCACUGGCAUGCUCACUUCUAUAACGUUACCGUAGCGGGUGUUGCAAUCUUCAUGUACGCUUGGCUGGUACCCGCUGGCUUCUAUGCAUUCUUACAUUGGCGUGGGAACCAGGCAGGGUAUACGUUCCUGGAGUUGGCCUGUCUCUAUGGUUACUCCUUUACAAUCUACAUCCCUAUUUCGCUGUUGUGGGCCAUAAACUAUGACUGGCUACGAUGGGUGCUGGUGGGGUUAGCCCUGGCCCUCUCUAGUACAGUAUUGCUGGUGUCUCUCUGGCCAUCAUUGAGAGGUGAAGACAUGAAGACGUCUAUCCCUGUCAUGUUUGUGCUGUUCCUACUGCACGCUGGCCUCGCUGUGGGCUUUAAGUUGUACUUCUUUCAGUUUGCUUUCCACGAGCCUACUCCACCAGUUACGACAACGGUCGCCACCAAGUUACCGCCGCACUUACCGACGCAGUUACCGCCGCACUUACCGACGCACUUACCGCCGCACUUACCAACCACAAACAGUUCUCACGCCAUUAACCCUCUGACCUGAUCAGCCUACUGGCUUAAAAAAUCAUCCCCGUCUCGAACCCCCCUCAUUAGCGAAAAGUAUGAAAGGCAAGGUGGCUGUAAAACGUAUAAACGCGCUUUGUAGUUUAAACCAGCGAGGAAAUCCUGUAAAUCUACAGAGAAAAACAAAUAAUGAUAAUACUGGGUCCUUAAAUAGUGCUUUAUCACACCUCUAUCUUGUGAAACUCUGCCAGAUGAGUGGCGUCAAGGGGUUUCAUUGCGGAACACGCGAUCGAUGGAGAAAAACAUUUUCCUGUUCGGACAAUACGUUUCCAAGAGUGUUUGUGUUUUUGUUUGUUUGUAGUCAACAUAUUUGACCUUGUAUUCAUCUAUUUAAUGAUACCAGUAAUAAUAAUAGGUUAUAAUAUAGCGCUUUAUCGGUGUAUCAGAGCACUCAGUAUUUUUGCUUGAAGGUAUGUGGAGCUACAUUUAUGAGACCUAUCCCUUUAAAGCACCAUAUAAUGAUUUACAAGGUGAUCUGGCGCAAUAUGCUGCCCAGAACUUAAUGUAAAUUUGUUUAAAUAUUGCUUUUUCAAUUGCAUAGGGCUUGAAGUGUAUACUAAAUCGCAGCCUCGAGGCCAGUGGUUUUAGCGUUGCGCCAGUAAAAACUUGCGGUCGUUUGGCGUUUUUGCCAAUGUUUACUUUGAGUCUGAUGAUAUCUUUGGAUUCUGUAAAAGACAUGACGCCAUUUGAGUUGGGCGCCCUCACUUAGAGGUCAAAAGGUGGUAGUUCAUUGGCCUAUCUUGUGCGUCCCGCGUCCCACCUGUGCAAAUCUGCGUUUCCUUUGUCUUUCAUCAUCAGUUUAUGUACCUCUAAGAUGGUGUCUGGCUGACGUCAAUGCAUGAGGUCUAUUGAAGUAUAGGGACCUACUUACACUUACCCAUAAAACAAUCUUCUCUUAGUGCAUGUUGGAAUCUUAAACUGUGUACCUGUAUUUUGUUAAACUAAAUUUCAAUGCUGGUAUAGAGUGUAUCGUGGAAUAACCCCUUUGUUGCUAUGAAAGUGGCCAUAUAUUGUAGGGCAGGUAGUAUGCACGUCUAAACGCUUACCAUUCAUUAGAGGACACCUGUUGUACUUCCUGUUGUUCCUGUAUUAGUUUUGUACGCAAAUGACUAGUGAGGACCGAUUGUCCCUAUUGAAUAAUGUCCUCGGAGGGUAUGUCAUACAAACACACACACACACACACCGCUGUGUUUAUGGUGUAAACUGAGGACUUCUCUUUGUUCUCCCAUUGUUUGGACAAUUUUCAGACGUCCCAUUGGUUUUGUACAUGAAAUCGAAUUGAGGCGUCCUUGGUGUGACUUUUCCCGGAUCCCCUUUUGUUAAAGUCCUCGGUUUGAAUGCGUAGACAUGCCCAAGUGUGUAAACACCUGUAGUCAUGGACCCUCCUUUGUUCAACUCUUUGUGAUAGCAACCGUGGACCCCAUUGUAUUCCUUUGUGAUAGCAACCGUGGACCCCUCGUCCCUUUUAUUAUAGGUCCCAGGUUUGAAUGUGGAUACAAAUCCGCUCACACAUGCCAUGUUGUGGACAGGUAUUUGAAUGGUGAAGCCAUUUUCAAUUUGGUCUAUUGUGAAAAAUAAAUCUGGCCAGUACUCAUUGUAUAAGUCUUAUGGUCUUGUAGAGUUUUCCCCACAAACUCAAGCCCUAUGACACAUAGAUCAUGUCACUUCAUUUGUAAAAAUCCUCCGUAUUCCAUACAUUUCUUGGUAGGCAAGACACUACAUUGCUUACAACACGCAAGUUUUUUGUGGAAAUGCCAUCAUUCCUUUUGUUACAACAGCCUUCGACCUAGCCAUUAUCUACCCGUUUGAAGUACCAUAUUAAAAAGUGUACUGUUAGAAAAAUUACUUGUAGCGCCCAAGUUGGAAUCUUAACCCAAGCUGUGGUUUUAAAAAGGGCUUUGUAUAAAAACAUUAAGAGAGACACUUUGACAGGUAUUUCUAGUAGGUAUGUUCUCAGUCUUCCAAUUUAUUUCUCGUUUAAAACCAUUUUAAAAGUGGUUUUGAUAGCUUUAGACUAAUCAUAACAAUAGGUUGUGUAAAUCUUGCACACAAAUUUGAGAUGGGUUUUUAGUUCACAAGUUUGUUUCCUUAACGCGUUAAAGAAAUGUACAGGACCAAACAUGUCAUUUGUGUCAUUUAAAGCUCUAACUUUGUUAAUUAAUACAGGCAUUAUGUUUUUUCCAUUUUAGAGAGGCUACAGUUUUUAAUGUUUCUGCAUAUUAAAUAUGCACCUUUUUUCAACUUUGCUGUUCGUUAUAGCUAUGUCGGUAAUGGGUAAAUUUAAAUUGUAAACGCUGAUUGUCAAAGUAUGAUUUAUUUAAAACCGCUGAUUAAGCCUGGGCGACUAGUGAAAUGGAAGUGGAAAACGGAAAUCGACUAUCCUUCUCAAACUGUGGAGUUUCCACUGUAUUGCUAAUCACACAAACAAAUUGGCGAAAGACAUUCCUCUUUAAGUUUUGAGUGUACGUUCCAGCAGUAGGGGCUGUACUUUGGCCUUUGUACUUAUCCACAAGAAACACAUCAAAGAAACUUUUGCAAAUAACCUAAACUCACUGCAGUUAUUAUUGAACUCUUUUGGGUAUACGAUGCAAGGCCUUGUGAUUGUUUGCUAAAAGAGCCAGUUUUGUUCUCAAAAUAUUGACAAGUGAAGUGAUUUUUCUUUUCGUACGAUGAGUGAUGAAAUAAUAUCCCUUUGUUGGUGCUCACUGACCAGCGCAUACAUAAACCCCCUUAUAUAGGUACAAUUCAUCUCGAUUGAGCAUUUACAUCUGGCUUGUUCCAAUCUAUGUAGAUGUUUUUUGCUUGUUUUAUUUACCUAAGUAGCAUGAGGUAGAUUUAGAUGUUGGUCCACUGGCUCUUAUUGUCCACCUCUAAAAUUGGUAACCCACCAAAGAGGCAUCAAGUCAUACAUAUAGCAACUGGUCCCCUGUCGUUUUAUAUUCUUGUGACAUGUUGAACUGCAAUGAAUGACAGUUUGCAAACAUUUAUAAUUUUUUUGAAUUGCAUCAAAGUUCUUGCAAAUUUGUAUGUCUGUACUAAAGCGCCCUAUAUGGCUUGCAAGGUUUUUAACUAACGUGGACGAAGCAGUAACGUUUGGGAGCCAUCGUUGUUUUCCAGUUCAUUCCGCCAGGGGGUUAGUGACAAGAGGUAGUGAUUCGGCGCGCUGCCCAUUGAAGAAAGGCUAAGAACUAAUGUGUGACACUAGAAGCAAGUUACAGUGUGCACCAUGGUUACCUAAAGGUUGACUAGUUUGACUCGAACCCAGGCUUGCGCCCAGUCGACCAUUGGUUGUCUGACUACCGUGGUUGACCCUUUGGAACCAGCCUCGAGCCCUUGGUUUCUUCACUGGGUCUCAAUAGCCUAUUCUAUUCUAACAUGUGUCAAAGUGCAGAGGGGAACCAGCGACACUAAAGUGAGAGCGCAGAAAGCAAUGUAGUAGUGAAUACCGUGGUACCGAUCUGGUUGACUCGAAGCAAGGCUUAUUGACCAGCCUCAAGCCCUUGGUUUCUUCACUGGGUCUCAAUAGCCUGUUCUAUUCUAACAUGUGUAAAAGUGCAGAGGGGAACCAGUGACACGAUAGCAAGAGCGUGGAAAGCAAUGUAGUGUUUAAUACCGAUGGUUGACUAGGCUUCCAAAUGAGUCUUGCUGGUCAGUAGUCAAUCUUGAGUCCACUACAUGUGCCUACUCAAACUUACUAUAUGCAGCAGAUUUCUUCCAUUGUUGUAUCUUCUAUUGGACUUGGUGUGAUCAUACAUUAGUCAGGUCCCUUCUGGUUUGUAAUGAGAACUAUUCCUCAGUGUUUAUUGAACACGGGCAACAAGACAAAGACAAAAGAAGUAUUUUAAAAGGUUGGGUACAGCCUCUACAUGAAGUAGGUUCUUGUAUAUAUUUUUCCUGCAUUGUACGUACAUACAUCAACUCAGUUCACAUUGUUUAACUGUAAAUAGAUCUUUAUAAUUAUUUCAGUUACAUAAUUGGAUAUAACUAUGGUCGGUGACUUUGUAAAAGGGAUUGAUUGUAUACAUUUGGUAAUUGGAAUUCACUGUUUCAAUCAUAGUUGUCGAUAUAAAUACCAUAUUUUAAUUUGACAGAUAAAGUGCAAUUCAGUUUUGGGGAAAACUGCCUCCAUCAUGUGAGUUUAUUAAUAUUACAUUGACAUCAACUGUGACCUUAAAGACAGUGGAUACUGUUGGUAAUUGUCAAAGACUAGUCU
Molecule: messenger RNA, 5366 nt
Organism: Asterias rubens (European starfish)
Lineage: Eukaryota; Metazoa; Echinodermata; Asteroidea; Forcipulatida; Asteriidae
Product: protein YIPF1-like
Exons: 8
Coding region: 141-1133 (330 amino acids)
Biological process (GO): vesicle-mediated transport
Cellular component (GO): membrane; Golgi apparatus
Molecular function (GO): small GTPase binding
Source: RefSeq, a predicted model, not a curated record